AUGAUGCUUCCCGCUCCAGGGAAGUAUUCUACAGUUAUUCACAGUCGAAAACUGGACCUAUCAUAUAUUUUGCCCAAUCUUGCAGCCUGUUCUGGUCCUACAGACAACAAAGCUAAAGUAUGUGCUAAUCACAUAGUAGACUUGGUAGAGGCGUUAAAUCGUAACCAUGGGAAAAGCAACUGGAUGAUCGUGAACCUGAGAGAAGAAAAAGUGGGCUAUGAUCCUUCAUUAGUGACAGAUAACGGAGGGGAAUUCUUAUACAGACCAUUCAAAGACCAUAGUCCUAUUCCCUUGUUCUCCUUGCUGGAAACUAUAGUUAAGAUUGAGGAAUUCCUUCAGCAAAGUCCAAACAAUGUGGUAGUCGUACACUGCAAGCAUGGCAAGGGAAGGACAGGAAGCAUAAUCGUGGCAUAUCUGAUGUUCAAAUUUGGACUAUGUUUUCGAGAAGCCAAUGCUGUAUUCCAAGAACGCAGGAGAGCUUUCCGUACAGGUAUCACCAUCCAGUCUCAAAUUCGUUACAUGCAUUAUUUUGAGUUCUUCUUACAGGAUAAGAAGAGACAGCAAUUCUAUCGGCAGUUGUUGAAAAGCGAAUUCCGUGCAAUAGAUGUUAAAAUCAGGAUAGUUAACCCUAGUCGCUCAUUGCUCGAUAACGCGAAAGACAUGCUUGUGACCAUCAACGGAGAGAAAGCAUGCUCACAGGAGGUUGAAAAUAUGCAACUCACAUACUACUGUCCAGUUUCUUGUGAACCGGAUAUGGUCGUCCAAUUCAAUUUCAAUCUAAAUUCGAUUUUACAAGGAUUGGGUCGAGUCUGGAUCAACGUUAUUAUGGAAUACAAGUACCAGUAUUUGGCCUCCAAACAGUCAUUCAAUUAUUUUGAGCGACCAAAGUCCAAGGUGAAGAAAAAUCCAACUCAGGUCGCUCAUUGUGUAAUCACAAUUCCUUGGUCUGAACUCGAUGGAUUCAAAGGAACUAAGAACAAGGGGGUCAAGCUUCUGGAAUGCGUGGAGAUUGAAUUUACCGCUACUUUGAAGAAUACAGAAGAUAUUGUUUCCAUUCAACGCCAGGUUGCCUUGGCUGGUAUGCUAGGCAUGAAGAAAUAA
Messenger RNA from Ogataea parapolymorpha DL-1, 1101 nucleotides. RefSeq lists its product as uncharacterized. Gene Ontology annotation, molecular function: phosphatidylinositol-3,4,5-trisphosphate 3-phosphatase activity; protein tyrosine/serine/threonine phosphatase activity. Gene Ontology annotation, biological process: dephosphorylation. Gene Ontology annotation, cellular component: cytosol. The transcript has a single exon. The record is from RefSeq and is a predicted model, not a curated record. The coding region runs from base 1 to 1101 and encodes 366 amino acids. NCBI's taxonomy places the organism in Eukaryota, Fungi, Ascomycota, Pichiomycetes, Pichiales, Pichiaceae.